AUGUGGUUACCUAAACGUAUUCAUGAAGUUGUCAUUGAGCACAUGCAUUGUAUACAGUGUGGCUACCUCUGCAAGUUGAACAUCACAGACAUCUGCGAGUUGAACAUCUGUACAGCCAUGCCGAAGGCCUCUAAAAUAUGUUUCGAAGGUCGAACGCGACGAAGCUUCAAUGAAUUAGAGAAGCAGUUCCUAAUGAAUCUUGUGCAAAAGGAAAAGAGUAUUCUGGACUUGAAAGAAAAUACGAACAAAGUUACAAGCAGAAAAAACCAGGCGUGGGAUAGGAUUGUCAAAAAGUUCAAUGAGCAGCCAUCAAUAAAGAAAGGGGAAACAGAGUGCAGUGCCACACAGCUGAAGAAGGUCCUUGAGAACUUGAAAGCGAAGGCUAAAAAAGACGUCGCCCAGGAGAAGAAAACUCGCCACCAGACAGGAGGGGGGCCCGUGGAGAAAGACACUGUCGCCGAUGAUCUGUCGCAUAUGGUUGCAUCAUAUUGUAGUGAAGUGCUGAAACCAUUGGAUAACAGCUUUGACAAUGACACCGACUAUCAUAAUGUACCAGAAACAAUAAAGAAGCAUACAGCUGCUGGAAAACCGCCGACCAACGAGUCUGAUGCAGAGAAUCCAUCAGCCAGGAGUGAAGAUGAAGUAAGCAAGCCCACUACAUCGAUGAUCAGUACACUUAGUACACCUGCUACAUCCUCCAAACAGCAAACCAAAGUGGCUCCCAAAGCCCUGCCCACGGCCCUGCUAUGA
Messenger RNA from Lineus longissimus, 750 nucleotides. Its product is annotated as fibrinogen silencer-binding protein-like. The transcript has 2 exons. The coding region runs from base 1 to 750 and encodes 249 amino acids. Lineage: Eukaryota; Metazoa; Nemertea; Pilidiophora; Heteronemertea; Lineidae. The record is from RefSeq and is a predicted model, not a curated record.